Messenger RNA from Petromyzon marinus (sea lamprey), 579 nucleotides. The record is from RefSeq and is a predicted model, not a curated record. NCBI's taxonomy places the organism in Eukaryota, Metazoa, Chordata, Hyperoartia, Petromyzontiformes, Petromyzontidae.
AUGAUUCCCAUCGGAGCCCUGACCUCCUCCUUCUCAUUGGAGGGUCACCAGGACCUCAAGAUCCUUCAGCCCUGGUGGGACGUGUUGUGCGACAUGCUCUCCGUGCCCAUGUUCAUGAUCGGCAUCUUUGCCGUGAUGCUGCAGAACAUGAACGAGCGCAUCCUGUGUGUGCCGGUGCCGAGCGGCUUCGACGUGGAUCUGAAGGAGUGGAACGAGACCGUGCUGAGGGACCUCGUGGCCAACCCCAGGGCCCACAGGACCGGCUUCGACCAGUACCAGUACCGGUUGAUCAACCAGUUCUGCUACGACAACGCGGUGCUGUGGAUCAGCAAGUACUUCCCGCACCUCGUGGUGCUGCACACGCUCGUCCUGACGGCCACCAGAAACUUCUGGUUCAGGUUCCCGGAGACGAGCUCCAAGAUUGAGCACUUUGUGUCCGUGCUGGGCAAGUGCAUGGAUUCGCAGUGGACCACGCACGCCGUCCACGAGGCCGCGCUUGAUGGGGUGGCAACAACGGCGGCGGCGUUGCGGCCGUCGCUGCCCGCCACGGCGGGGAGCUGCAGGUCAGAAGGGGGCUGA